This is a messenger RNA of Heteronotia binoei (common prickly gecko), 2880 nucleotides long. It is a transcript of the gene SMARCE1, whose product is annotated as SWI/SNF related, matrix associated, actin dependent regulator of chromatin, subfamily e, member 1. NCBI's taxonomy places the organism in Eukaryota, Metazoa, Chordata, Lepidosauria, Squamata, Gekkonidae. The record is from RefSeq and is a predicted model, not a curated record. Gene Ontology annotation, molecular function: nuclear receptor binding; nucleosomal DNA binding. The coding region runs from base 50 to 1297 and encodes 415 amino acids. Gene Ontology annotation, cellular component: SWI/SNF complex. The transcript has 9 exons. Gene Ontology annotation, biological process: negative regulation of DNA-templated transcription.
AGAAAGGCCAUCUUAUGCCCCACCGCCCACCCCAGCCCCCACAACCCAAAUGCCCAGCACACCAGGGUUUGUGGGAUACAAUCCAUACAGCCAUCUGGCCUACAACAACUACAGGCUGGGAGGGAACCCGGGCACCAACAGCCGGGCCACGGUAGGAGAAUCAACUAUUACGUCAUCCGGCAAACAGCAAGAAGUGACCAGAAAUGGCUUUAGAGCAUCAUCUGGUAUUACAAUCCCCAAACCCCCCAAGCCUCCAGAUAAGCCACUCAUGCCCUACAUGAGGUACAGCAGGAAGGUCUGGGACCAAGUGAAGGCCUCCAACCCCGACUUGAAGUUAUGGGAAAUUGGGAAGAUCAUUGGAGGGAUGUGGCGAGACCUCACUGACGAGGAGAAGCAAGAGUACUUAAAUGAAUAUGAAGCAGAAAAGAUAGAAUACAACGAGUCGAUGAAGGCCUACCAUAACUCACCCGCCUACCUUGCCUAUAUCAAUGCAAAAAGCCGAGCCGAGGCAGCCCUGGAAGAGGAGAGCCGGCAAAGGCAGUCCCGGAUGGAGAAGGGCGAACCUUACAUGAGCAUCCAGCCGGCCGAAGACCCAGAUGAUUACGAUGAUGGAUUUUCGAUGAAACAUACAGCAACAGCCCGUUUCCAGAGAAACCACCGUUUAAUUAGUGAGAUCUUGAGCGAAAGCGUAGUGCCCGACGUCCGAUCUGUGGUCACCACAGCACGGAUGCAAGUUCUCAAACGACAGGUCCAGUCUUUAAUGGUUCAUCAGCGGAAACUGGAAGCUGAGCUCCUGCAAAUAGAGGAACGUCACCAGGAAAAGAAAAGGAAGUUCUUGGAAAGUACAGAAUCCUUUAACAAUGAACUAAAAAGGCUGUGCAGCUUGAAGGUAGAGGUGGACAUGGAAAAAAUAGCUGCAGAAAUAGCUCAAGCAGAGGAGCAGGCCCGCAAGCGGCAGGAGGAACGGGAGAAAGAGGCAGCGGAGCAAGCCGAACGCAAUCAGAACAGUGCCAGCACUGAGGAGGAGCAAGCAGCAAGCAAGGCCGAGGAGAAGAAGGAAGAGGGAAAUACUCCCAUGGAGACAGAGGAGCCUCCUCCAGAGGAAGCGAUCGAGACCCAACAGAACGGGGAAGGGACAUCCACUCCGGAAGACAAGGAAAGUGGCCAAGAAGGAGUGGAAAGCAUGGCGGAGGAAGGAACCAGCGAUAGCAACACUGGGUCAGAGAGCAACAGUGCCAUGGUGGAGGAGCCCCCCACUGACCCCAUCGCCCCAGAAGACAGUGAAAAGAAAGAAUGAGCCCAGAACCCAGUGUUGUUGUUUAUCUCUCUUUGUAAAGCGAUUGGCAAGGUGCUCUUUUGAGGGGGGGGGGGUAGUGUUUUGGGUUUUUGUAUGUUGCUCACCACCUCCCAGAUAUUAGGCAUUCUCAGUGCUCAGCCCACAGGUUCAGAUUUCCAAGGGCAAGCAAUAACCAAAGGCAUGGGGAGGGGAGGGAAAUCCAGGGUCUAAUCCAUUUGUGAACACAAGAAGAGCUCCGAGGAAACACUUUUGCAUUUGUGUCUGUUUUUUUAUGUUUGUGCCCGGGGAAGUGUUUUGGAGAACUGAAAAGGUAUCUCAGUUUCUCAUACUACCCUCCCGAGCAGUUUAGAAUCUGAUUGGUUGUUGAAGAGUGAAUUUCCAGCUAAUUCGUUCUCCCAUUUUCUGCAUCUCUUUUUAAAAGGAUGUGUGUUUCCAUGCUGUAGAUCUAAUAUUCCAAACUGUAGUCCCCCAUAAGGCAUAACUGAAAAUUUGGUUGUCUACAAAUUACCUUUUCCAUCAUGCAGAAUUGUUGUUCUGCAUUUUUAAAAAAAAUUCUACUAGAAACAAAAAAUUCUUAGUCUGCGAAGACUGUUGAAAAAUCCUCUAAGUUGUGUUUAUCUUCUCUACUUCCUGCUUCCCUCAAGUAUCUUUUUAAAAAAGAGUUCCUUGAUUUUAGAAAGUUUUUUUUUUUAAUGAAAACGUAUUAAUGCCAUGGUCAUAUGAUUUAUUUUUCAGGAGAGCACCAUGCAAAGAUAAGAUUACAAAUCAUAACAACAGAUACUUUGCUCUUAACAUUCCCUCCUUCGGUGUAAAAAAAAGAGACAGUUGUACUGUUAGGAUACAUAAAAAUGCUUGCAUUCUGAUGCCAAACCUUGGCAGUGUAAAUUUCAAAUCUCUACCAAAGGUUAAUGUAGCCAUGGAGGACAGACCUUCUCAGCGUAGCCUCCAUUUUCCUUUUCACAGCUGUCUGUCAGACAAAGAAACAGAAGGGCAUGCCGUUUGUUAUCACAAGAGAUGUGACUCUUCAGGGCAAUCUUUCCGCGAAUACGAGUAUAUGAUGAGAUAUCGUUAUGUCCUGGGGCUGUUUUGGAACACUGUGGGAUCUUUCUCUUGAUGGUUUUUUUCUUUUCCCCCUUCUGGUGCUCUUUGAUCCUUUUGUCAAGAAUGAUCUGAUACAUAGGUGUGGUGAAAAAGACCAAAAUCAGUUACUUGAAGCACCUUCUCUUACCCUUCUGAGCUGUGCCACACUCUGAAAGCUCUGUGGAAGCAGUUUGCAUUAAAUAAUGAAUUUGAGUUGAAAUGAACUUUUCAGAUGCCUUGCCACAUCCCAAAGUCAUUUUUUUUUCCUUUUUAAAAACAACCUGUCUGAAAAUUCCAGUCAGGGGCACGUUAGACAGAUGUCUCCCUAAAGGAGGUUUUUUUUUAUUGUAACUUGAAGUGAAGGCAAAACACAGGGCUUGUGAAUGCCUCCUGUUCCAUCUUGGUAUAUGGUUUUGUGUUAUUGAUUUGUUUUUUUUAAAGAACACUUCGUUCUGUUUUUAAAUAGUUUUGACAUAAUAAACUAGAAUGUGUUUUAAGAAAAA